CGGUGCGUGGAGCUUGAGGUUUUGGAGCACCUGCACAGUUUGAGAGACGUGGAAGUUAAUAACUGAUUGACUGCUCUUGGGGAAACUGACCGUCAAAAUGUCGACAGGUGAAAGUGCACGAAAAUAUGACAUUGUAAUCUUCGGUGCCACCGGGUUUACUGGUCAGUUUGUGGUAGACGAAGUGGCCCGAAUAGCUGAAGAAGAGGGGGUGACAUGGGCGGUAGCGGGGAGGAAGAUGGACAGACUACAGAAAGUCCUGGAACAGUCCGGGCAGAGAACAGGAAAGACUUUGGAGGACACGCCCAUCAUUAUAGCUGACUCGAGUGCGGAGCAGUCAAUCUUGGACAUGUGUAAACAGGCCAGAGUCGUGCUGAACUGCGUGGGACCGUACCGUUUCCAUGGCAACCAGGUGGUGAGAGCUUGUAUCGAGGGAGGAGCAAGCCACAUUGACAUAAGUGGAGAACCCCAGUUCCUUGAGAACAUGCAGCUGUUGUACAACACCAAGGCUAAGGAGGCCGGCAUCUACAUCGUGGGCAGCUGUGGUUUCGACAGCAUCCCUGCAGACCUAGGCAUUGUCUUCCUGAAAUCUAAGUUUCAGGGUGAUUUGAAUUCUGUGGAGUGUUAUGUCAGCUUGAAAUCAGGACCAGAGGGAGCUGCAAUUAACUAUGCGACUUACGAGUCCGCCGUCCAUGGCUUUGCACACCAAGGGGAGCUGCCUGACAUCAGGAAGCAACUGUUUCCCAGCCCCUUGCCACGCAGUAAACACAAGGCCCCAAGAAGGUCAGAAACCAUGGCAACAACUGCCAUACAUCGAGGCUUCACUGUACUUGGGAGUGAUAAGUCAGUUGUAACCAGAACACAAAGAUACAAUUACGAUGUGAAAAAGUCACGCCCAAUUCAGUUCUCCCCGUAUCUGUGUAUUGACAGCUUCCUGUACAUGGUCCUCAUGGUUGUGUUUGGAACUCUCUUCGGACUCUUCGCCAAGUUUAGUAUAACUCGUAGCAUCCUCCUGCAGUUCCCAGGCUUGUUCACUGUUGGCCUGGUGAAGAAAGGUGGGCCCAGCAAGAAACAGAUUGAAGGAACAUCUUUCUCCAUGACAUUCUUUGGCGAGGGAUACAGUGACAAGCUGGAUGACCCAGAGGCACAGCAUGAGACCCCUCCAGACAAGAAAAUACAGACCAAGGUCAUUGGACCAGAGCCUGGCUAUGUGACCACCCCAAUCUGCAUGGUACAAUCUGGACUCAUGAUCCUCAAGGAAAAGUCCAAGCUUCCCUCUGAUGGUGGUGUCUACACACCUGGUGCUGCUUUUGGUGAGACGAGUCUGAUCACGAGACUGGAUAAAAGAAACGUGAAGUUCCAAGUGUUGGAGUCGUAAUGUGACAGACAAAAGACAUCCUUUGAUGAUCAGGCCUUCUUGUCUACAUGUUGGAACGAGGAACAUAGACACCUUACCAAAUAUUCAGCAGUAAACCUUGUUAUAUAUUUAACUGUGUUUACAAAAGCAGGGACGAUAAUUGAGCAGACGUCAUAUCAUGUCAGAUUUGUUUUUGAAUUUACAAACAACAGGAACUGACAAUGAUGAGUUUCUGUCAAAUCUUGGCAUAAAAAAGCUCCAGGGAUGAUCAGUAAGUUAGUGAGGAACUUAACAAAAACAUUCAUCAGCAGUGCUCUUUGAUUAGAUCAGAUUAGACAUGAUACAUAAUAUCCAACAUCACCAUUUUUGACUGAUUGUUUUCACAGACAAAUCAUACUUAAUGAGAUAUAUUUUGAUCAUACCAACAAAUUUGUAUUUAUAUUACACUUAACCCACUGUGUGGCAUAUAUUUCUGGCCACCCCAGUUCCACCUCAAACAGCAUUUAUACAUGUGAAGGCCUGAUACAGGGAAUCUUUCACUGAAGCAUUAUAUGAAGUGUCUUUCAACUUGAGGCCCAUGAGAGCGGGUGAUAUCAGUGCUGCCGAUAGUCCUCCUGGACCGUCCUGUUACGUGUUGUUCUAGUUUUGUAGUUGCUUGCCAUAUACUUAUAGCAAUAAGUAGUUAGCUUCAUGAUAGAUGAGCUUGAUCAAUUCAGUCUUUAAGAUUUGGGUAUUGUUUGAAAUGCCAUACCGAUUCAGCUCAUUGUUAUACAUUGUACCCAACUGAUGCGACUAUAUGAGUUCUGUUUAUACAUUACAAUCAAAGUCUGCACAUGGAAGACAGAUGUCAUGGUGUGAUAAGGAUUUGUUAAAAGCUGUGUUCAGGUGGUUUUCAACCUAUUCCAUAACAUCAGAAGAUUUUUGUGCAUGUGGUCACAUUGUAUUAGAAGACUCCCUCUAUGUCAGCCACAAGUGACUCAGUCUCUCUACUGUUAUAUGCAUCAUGUGGGCUAGAGAUUCUUGCUAGUAAGGGUACUCAUAUAAACUCAAAUAAAAAAGGGACUAUGAAUACUUUGUGGGAUAUUGCAUAUGAAAGUGUGUGCUCAGUCUUGAAUUGGCUACCAAAACAAAAUCCAAAAUAUUUAGAUUCCCUAACUUCUUUCUGUUGAGUAUAUGAACACUGGGGUGUGUGCUCAGUCUUUGCUAACGAAACAAUCUCUAAAUUAUUUAGGACACCAAACAUCUUUUAUUCACUGUUUAGGCUACCAUAAUUUGAGUUCUCAUCUGCCAUACAGCUAGUAAACAAAUGUAUUGAUGGGACAGAAUUGUCCACAGCUGCAAUUGGGAGGUGAUUUAGAUCAUUUCUACAUUUUUUCACUGCCCUGUUUUAUCUGGUCAUUGACUAAACACUUUGCUUAUUAGGUAUGCAUGUACUUUAGUUUGUAAAAACAUGGUGUUAUGUUGAUUAUAUGUGUUGUAUGUUGACCAUAUCAAUCAUGAAUAUUGUAGCAAUUCUUUGGUUUACGACCAUUAUUACCUGGUAACAUUGAGCGGGAAAUGGUAUAAUCAGACAGGCCACAUUUAUCUGACUACUGACUCCAAUAAUUGAACAUUCUCCGGUAUUUCUUGACUGAGUCAUAAAAACACAUGAAAGUUAAAUUUAUGAGCAUGGAAUUUUAUCCUUCACAAAUGGUGCUCCCUUUCAAAAUAAAUAAUUUAAGUGAAUUCCACAAAUGAGUUAUCAUGCUGCUUAAAAGAAGUUGAGACCGACCAAAUUCUUAAAUAUUUCUGUAGUUAAUCUCUUCACCAUGACAACACCUAAACAAUCAGAUGGUUACUACUUUCUUUUGAGUAGUAUGGCUUAUUUAUGGAAAACUUUGGAGAAGAAAAUAGCGAUGUUUUUUUGUUUAGAAAGGGUCAUCAUCUAGAUUGUACCUGUCCAUAUCAUUUCCCCUAUGACGGUGUAUUGGCUGAAUGUUUUCCUGACACUUGGGACCAUGGCAAUGAUGAACGACAGACCAAUAUGGAAGGGGAAAUAUAAAGGCCUAUUUUUGUUGCUGUCUAUUUAUUUGCUUGUUGCUGUUUUCUAUUGUUUCAAAGGAACAUUUUCUCUAUUUUGUCAUACCACUUUUUACCACUUUUGACAAUGUUUCUUCAAGUCAAGGAGUAUCAUGUUCAAAAUUUGUACUUAUUACACAUUUAUUCCAACUUCUGCAUCACAAACAUUGAUUUAUGCGAGUUAAGUAACAAAACCUUCUGCUAUUCAAAUAUCAAUUUGAAAAAUAUUAUGAACAAUUUUCUGUAUUAAGCUGUGUAUCUUGUUCAAUAAAGAUAUUUACUCCUA
Molecule: messenger RNA, 3698 nt
Organism: Haliotis rubra (blacklip abalone)
Lineage: Eukaryota; Metazoa; Mollusca; Gastropoda; Lepetellida; Haliotidae
Product: saccharopine dehydrogenase-like oxidoreductase
Exons: 12
Coding region: 98-1375 (425 amino acids)
Biological process (GO): glycolipid biosynthetic process
Cellular component (GO): mitochondrion; lipid droplet; plasma membrane
Source: RefSeq, a predicted model, not a curated record